Molecule: messenger RNA, 1966 nt
Organism: Amphimedon queenslandica
Lineage: Eukaryota; Metazoa; Porifera; Demospongiae; Haplosclerida; Niphatidae
Product: TNF receptor-associated factor 2-like
Exons: 6
Coding region: 305-1759 (484 amino acids)
Biological process (GO): regulation of apoptotic process; signal transduction; regulation of canonical NF-kappaB signal transduction
Cellular component (GO): plasma membrane signaling receptor complex; cytoplasmic side of plasma membrane
Molecular function (GO): tumor necrosis factor receptor binding; zinc ion binding
Source: RefSeq, a predicted model, not a curated record
GGUGCAAACCGCACCUUAUUUCCUCUUUAGGGAGCUCAUGGGACAUCAGGCGCCGGCCCUUGAAGUGGGGGAAGUACCUAGGGAUUCCCGGCAUUUCUAACACAAGAAACGUGCAAACGUCAUGCUAGCAGCAGUCACAGAAUCCGCGUCUUUCACUCUUUCUGUCAUCUCAGCAGUACUCAAAUUUGUCUAGCUUAUUGUGUCAGUCAAAUCCUAUCAGGUCAGGAGUCAGACCCUGAGUCCCUUGUAUAAAAACCACAUCAAGGUCUUAGUCCGUCUUUCCCUUUUCAUUGAAACUGGGCAAAUGUAUUCAACUGUUUCGCGGUUCUCUCGUGAGUCUCGUCGUUUAAAGACAAGUUUUUUGACUGAGAAUAAUAAAGAGCAGCUUGAAAAAUAUGUCUGUCCAAAAUGUGACUGUAUUCUUCAUGAUGCUGUUCAGACAAGCUGUGGCCAUUGGCUUUGUAAUGGAUGUGCUGAAGAGUUUUUUGACAAGAAGAAUGAAGGGACAAUUUUUUGCCCAAGGCCUGAUUGUGACGAAGAACUGACCAAUGAAGAUGGAAGACUGUUCUUUCCUGACCGGUUCGUUCGUAAAGAGAUCAAUCGCUUCUCAAUUUUGUGCCCAAAUCGUAAAUUUGGAUGCGACUGGAAUGAUGUAAUUAGCGAAGUAUUUGUUCACCUUGAAAGCUGUGUCUACGAGAAGCAAGAAUGCCCACACUGCAGUAAACCAUUCAAUCCGAGUGAGUACCAGUCACAUGUUGAUCAAUGCCCUAAGAUGACUGUCACAUGUCCUUUGAAAGACCAUGGGUGCAAGGAAACCAAGGAAAUGACUAGAGAGGAAUGCAUUGAGCAUUUGUCAUCAAAAAAUGGUUUUUUUGAUCAUCUUUUAAUGAUAGCUAUUACAAUCUCUUCUCUACUAACCAGUAAUCUUGUUCAAAGUGAUGGUAGUGGCUCUGAUUCUAAGUUUCGUUCUACUUUGCCAACAAUACCAAAGAGAUGUGUCUGCAGUGAUGGGCCAGGUCCUAGAGGAAACGACUUGGGUUUUUUGGAAGAUGGUGUAGUAGCUGAAGCAAUAGUAAGAGGAGGAUAUGGAGAGAUAGGAGGAGGAAGAGUUGACGACAAACUGAUGAGUUUAGUAAUGACAAAGAUAACAGGAAUACAAGCAGAACUAACAAAGAAGGACAGCCAAAUACACACUCUACAGGAUAAAGUAGCCCAACUGGAGACAACUCUAUCUGCUAAGAUGUCUGAGAAUGAAGAUAGAGACUUCCGACUUUCUUUGAUGGAGAACAGUAAUUUUGAUGGUUCUAUGGUCUGGAAGAUACCUCAGUUCUCUCAGCGUAUGGAUGAUGCCAGGACUGGAAAAUACACUUCAAUAUUUUCUCUUCCAUUCUACUCCAGUCGCUAUGGUUACAAGAUGUGUCUCCGCCUCUACAUCCUGGGGGAUGGUAUUGGAAAGGGCACUCAUAUGUCUCUGUUCUUUGUUGUCAUGAAAGGAGAGUUUGAUAACAUACUCCAAUGGCCAUUCACACACAAGGUUACCUUCAAGCUAAUCAACCAGUGUGGUGCUCGUGAUAUUAUGGAUAUAUUCCAGCCUGAUCCACUCAGCUCUUCCUUCCAGAAACCAAAAUCAGACAUGAAUGUUGCUAGUGGAUGUCCUCGUUUUGUGUCCAUGAAUGAGCUAAUGCAAGGUGGAUUCAUUGUUGACGAUACGAUAUUCAUAAAGGUCAAAGUGGAUACAGCAACCAUGCGUCAUCCAUAGCAUUAGGAGGAGAGAGUCUUAGCAGUUGCCUUGAUUGCACUGAACUACAUUAUACAUGACAUUUUUUCACUUAAUCAUGAUCAUUUAUCACUCAAUCAUGAUCAUUUAUCACUCAAUCAUGAUCAUUUAUCACUUAAUCAUGAUCAUUUAUCACUUACAUGUUGUAUUAUAAUGAAAUAAAAUUCAGUUACUCUUUGAUCAACAGUG